This is a messenger RNA of Papaver somniferum (opium poppy), 1556 nucleotides long. RefSeq lists its product as uncharacterized. The coding region runs from base 139 to 1032 and encodes 297 amino acids. The transcript has 4 exons. Lineage: Eukaryota; Viridiplantae; Streptophyta; Magnoliopsida; Ranunculales; Papaveraceae. The record is from RefSeq and is a predicted model, not a curated record.
UUGGGAUAGUGGAAAAUAUCAUUGGUCCCUGUUUGCUUGAAUACUGUGCUCAUAUCAUGUGUAGGCUUAUUACUAAACUUUCUUAUUGGUUUGCAAAGAGCGAGUCUUGGUUGGGUAAUCAUUAGUUAGAGGAACACAAUGAUUCCAGUUCUUGGUAUCCUUUACCUCAUCUUUCUCUUCUUAAUAAACACCAUCUUGGCCGAUCAAGAACAAAAAUGUGAAGCUCUGAUUAUUGUAGAGUUUAUCCCACCAACUCCGACAGUAUCCAUUCUGAGUGUGGGGUUUUUGCCAUUAAAUUGUACAACAAAAACACCAACACUCUUAGACAGAGAGGGGGAAAGAUAUCAAGUUAGAAGUCUGUGGCGGAAUAAAACAGUUCUUAUUCAUGAUCAAUUUCUUCAACAACAAUUGAACUCGAAAAACUGCGAUUCCACUUACAGGGCUCCAUUACAUUAUUCUUCGAUUUUUUCUUCCGAGUUAAUAAGCCCUAAGCUCACCUUUUUCAAAUGCUACAAAAAGCAAAAUAUUGGUGAGGCUAUUGUCCGUGAACUUAGAAAAUAUCAAGGCUGCCGCGAUGAUCAGUAUGUUAUAUACUAUAAUUACCCAGAGCAGCUCAAUCCAUCUCAGAUUCAUCUUUUUCUCUCUUUCCCUCUUUGUUCAGUUGCUCACCUACCCUUAGUUCAUAACCCACGAUCACUUACCAACGAUAGUGAUCUGUUUUCUCUUUUUACUGCUGAGUUUUAUUGGAAAUGGUACUGGUCACCUGAGUGUCUGGAGUGCUCCAAAGGUGGAGGCCACUGUCUUCAUGACAAUAUUAACCGAACAUUCAAAUGCGAUCCGGGGCCACGCCGAAACAAUAUUAUUAUAGGUGUAUGCGCUGCAAUUGGGGCAAGUCUUUUAACUGUCCUUGCAUUUAUCUUAUUCCGACGCUGGCGUCGGAGAAACGAUCUUCACAAAAAUUCAACCCUNAUAUCUCGGAGCAUCUCUCCUGAUCUCGUCCGUCCUACUUACAAAAGCUUUGAAGCGUUGUAAGGAGAGAUAGGAAGUUUUAAAUACUGAAAAACUGAUGACCCUCAACUCUUCAGAACAUCAUAUACAUGCAUGACAUAUUUCAGGAAAUAAGUACUCCUUGUAUAAUUUUUUGUAAUGAUUAUCUAGUUAUAUUUGGCGUCAAACUUUGUUGAUAAUUUAAGUGGGUCACCACGGAAGGAUUGGGAAGCCUUAAAACCAUAUUGCAAGGAGCUAUGGCCACCAAGUAAGCUACGUAUACCAUUCAGGAAUGGCCAGGAAGACAAGACAACUUCCUUGAUAAUCCCGAAUUCAAGGAGAGAUGCUUCGAGAUAUCCCGAAUUCAUAGUGAAUUUAUGAUUUAAAUCUCUUUUUGCAUGCCUUCCACUUUAUAAAUGGCGCAAGCAGAUUGAAGCAAAAUACAGUCCACGGGAUUAGAACGAAAAACGUGGUUGUGAUUAUGAAAUUGGUAUUUACUGCCAAGAUUUUCUUAUUCUUGCUCUUUCAACAUGUUCUGAAUGGAUAAUCAAAUAUUCUUUGCGUCCAAA